AUGGGUAUAUUAACUAACGGAACACCCUUAACUUGGGAUGAAAUUAAAGAGUAUAUAACUCUUAUUAAAAGUCAAGGAAUUCGCCAGUUUAUUUCACUUUAUCAUCGAUUAUCAAACCGUCCAAAUGACAUAUUAAAAUGGGGCGAUGAGCUGGAAUACAUGGUUGUCAAAUUUGAUCACGAAAAUAAAACUGCAAGACUGUACUGUGAGGUCGAUCAAUAUCUUGAUAUAUUACAAAACUUCGAAAGAGAAAAUCCCGGCGCCAGUCCUACCUCAUGGAAGCCUGAGUUUACUAGUUAUAUGUUGGAAGCUUCACCAGGACAACCAUAUUUAGGUGAUUUAGCACAAAUCAAUAGCGUUGAAGCUAAUAUGAAGCGAAGACGUCGUGAAGUUAUUGAUUUGCUUGAUGAAGACAUUGUACCUAUUACUCUAACUGCCUUUCCCAGGUUGGGUUGUCCAAAUUUUACAUAUCCUGCUUACGAACCUGAUACAAAUAAGAGGUCUUCAGCUCCAUCUCUCUUUUUUCCGUGGGAGGUUGUUGGCUCACAUCCUCGAUUUAAGUCCUUUUCUCAAAAUAUAUAUCUCCGUCGGGGAUCUAAAGUAGCUAUCAAUGUACCGGUAUUCCGUGACGUCAAUACACCAAAACCUUUCGUAGAACAUCUCCAAUAUGGCGAAGAGGCUAUUGAUGGCAAAGAAGAUCACAUAUAUUUAGAUGCAACAGGACAUGGACAUGGCAACUCUUGUCUGCAGGUAGUGACUCUCCAGGCUUACAAUGUUGAUGAGGCAAGACUGUUAUAUGAUCAACUUUGUCCUAUAUGCCCAAUUGUGUUGGCAUUAUCAGCUGCAUCGCCUAUAUAUCGUGGCUUCUUGUCUGAUGUAGAUUGUAGAUGGAAUAUCAUUUCGCAAUCCGUUGAUGAUAGAACUAAAGAAGAACGCGGUUUAGAACCACUUAAAAAUAAUAAACAUCGAAUACCGAAAUCUCGAUAUGAUUCUGUAGACUAUUAUCUGUCUCCAGAAGGACAAGCGUAUAACGAUAUUGAAUUAGUUUACGAUAAAGAAUUUUGUGAACAGCUAGAGAAGGCUGGCGUGGACUCAAUAUUAGCUCGUCAUAUUGCUCAUUUAUUUAUCCGGGAGCCUAUAUCAGUCUUUAAAGAAUUACUAGAACAAGAUGAUUUAAAAGAUUCAGAUCACUUUGAGAAUAUACAAUCUACAAAUUGGCAAACGAUGCGCUUUAAGCCUCCGCCGCUAGAUGCUGAUAUUGGUUGGAGAGUAGAAUUCAGACCGUGUGAAGUUCAGCUAACGGAAUUCGAGAAUGCUGCUUUUGCAGCGUUUAUCAUAUUACUGACUCGAGUAAUUCUAACAUAUGGACUAAAUUUUUAUAUGCCAAUAUCAAAGGUCGAUGAAAAUAUGCAAACAGCACAAAAGAGAGAUGCAGUUCGUAAUGGCAUGUUUUAUUUCAGGAAAGAUCUUGGAAAAGGUAAACGAUUUCGAAUUACGACAUAUUUAAAUAAUAGCCCACCAGACGAAAGCGAAUAUGAACUUAUGUCGAUUAAUACGAUUAUUAACGGGAAGGCUGACGGCUUUCCUGGUCUUGUUCCUUUGAUAAAUGACUAUUUGGCUAGUUUAUCUAUUGAUGUUGAUACUCGGUACUCAUUAUAUAGAUAUUUAUCGUUAAUUCAAAAGAGAGCUUCUGGCGAGCUAAAGACAACAGCUAAGUGGAUGAGAGAUUUUGUAGCUAGUCAUCCGGACUAUAAAAAAGAUUCUGUCGUCUCUGAAAAGAUUAAUUACGAUUUACUGUACGCGUGUAACGAAAUAGUACAGGGCAAACGUCAAGAAUCAGAUUUUAUUGACAAUAUGGAAUCGAAAACUAUAGAUAGUUUUUCUACUACAUAA
Messenger RNA from Trichoplax adhaerens, 1893 nucleotides. RefSeq lists its product as uncharacterized. NCBI's taxonomy places the organism in Eukaryota, Metazoa, Placozoa, Uniplacotomia, Trichoplacea, Trichoplacidae. Gene Ontology annotation, molecular function: glutamate-cysteine ligase activity. Bases 1 to 1893 code for a protein of 630 amino acids. The transcript is spliced from 16 exons. The record is from RefSeq and is a predicted model, not a curated record. Gene Ontology annotation, biological process: glutathione biosynthetic process. Gene Ontology annotation, cellular component: glutamate-cysteine ligase complex.